AUGGCACUGCGGCGGACGCUACUAGCGCUCCCGUACGACAUGGUCGUUGAAAUCGCCAGGCUUGUCUCCGACGACCUCGCCGCACCCGAUGGAGGACCUCUACAGCCUCCUUGCCCGACCAUGCGCGCGGCGUGCAUGGAGCACACCGUCAGGAGCCGCGUAGCGCUGGAGCAAGAGGAAUCCAUGAGGUGGUUCGACCACAACCGCUACCUCGCCCUUGUCGACGAACUGGCCGUCGACGGCAACCCGGAGGCCUGCUUCAUGCUCGGGCUCUGGCUCGUCUUCACAUAG
This is a messenger RNA of Miscanthus lutarioriparius, 291 nucleotides long. NCBI's taxonomy places the organism in Eukaryota, Viridiplantae, Streptophyta, Magnoliopsida, Poales, Poaceae. The record is from the annotation of a GenBank genome assembly.